CCUAUGGCUGGGUUGGGAUGGCAUGGGGAUGAGGGACCAACUCCCUUCUCUUGCGGGGGCCCAAUUAGUGCCAUUGCCUUCCGUUAAGAGUUUGGGUGUAAUCCUUGAUGCCUCCCUUUCCAUGGAGGUGCAAGUUACAGCAACACCCAAGGCGACAUUUUUCCACCUUCGCCGCAUCAUGCAGUUGGUCCCUUACCUUUCCCGCCCCGACCUGGCCACAGUGAUCCAUGCGACGGUCAUCUCCAGGCUUGACCACAAACUUGACAUGAGCCAACAGUGUGACGCGGCAGCUAAAAAAGCCAAUGCAAUUCUGGGCUGCAUCAAUAGGAGCAUAGCAUCUAGAUCAAGGGAAGUAAUAGUGCCACUGUAUUCUGCUCUGGUCAGACCUCACCUGGAGUACUGUGUCCAGUUCUGGGCACCACAGUUCAAGAAGGACACUGACAAACUGGACCGUGUCCAGAGGAGGGCAACCAAAAUGGUCAAAGCCCUGGAAACGAUGCCUUAUGAGGAACGGCUAAGGGAGCUGGGCAUGUUUAGCCUGGAGAAGAGGAGGUUAAGGGGUGAUAUGAUAGCCAUGUUCAAAUAUAUAAAAGGAUGUCACAUAGAGGAGGGAGAAAGGUUGUUUUCUGCUGCUCCAGAGAAGCGGACACGGAGCAAUGGAUCCAAACUACAAGAAAGAAGAUUCCACCUAAACAUUCGGAAGAACUUCCUGACAGUAAGAGCUGUUCGACAGUGGAAUUUGCUGCCAAGGAGUGUGGUGGAGUCUCCUUCUUUGGAGGUCUUUAAGCAGAGGCUUGACAACCAUAUGUCAGGAGUGCUCUGAUGGUGUUUCCUGCUUGGCAGGGGGUUGGACUCGAUGGCCCUUGUGGUCUCUUCCAACUCUAUGAUU
Messenger RNA from Podarcis raffonei (Aeolian wall lizard), 889 nucleotides. RefSeq lists its product as uncharacterized. The transcript is spliced from 2 exons. The record is from RefSeq and is a predicted model, not a curated record. Bases 23 to 823 code for a protein of 266 amino acids. NCBI's taxonomy places the organism in Eukaryota, Metazoa, Chordata, Lepidosauria, Squamata, Lacertidae.